This is a messenger RNA of Gastrolobium bilobum, 663 nucleotides long. RefSeq names its product LOB domain-containing protein 22-like. The record is from RefSeq and is a predicted model, not a curated record. The transcript is spliced from 2 exons. Bases 1 to 663 code for a protein of 220 amino acids. Lineage: Eukaryota; Viridiplantae; Streptophyta; Magnoliopsida; Fabales; Fabaceae.
AUGAAUGCGGAUCAUAGAUGUCUCUUGUGUAGACGGCAACGCAGGAGGUGCGAUGGUCGUAACUGCGAGUUUGGGCAGUACUUUCCUGGCCAUAUGCCAGAUGAAUUCGAGAAUGCUUACAGGCUCUUUGGCCUUAACAACUUGCUGAAUAUUAUGCGUUCUGUGGAACCACAUCAAAGACAAGCUGCUGCGGAUUCCAUACUUGCAGAGGGUACAUCAUGGAGAAAUGACCCUGUUCAUGGCUCUCUUGGUUAUGAGUUGAAUCUCAGGUCCCAAAUAAUAUCAUCUUUGAGAGAGCUAGAAGCUGUGAACCAACUUCUUGCAUUUUUCAGAGAUCAAGCCACCAAAGCAAACCCACCAACUAUGCAAAUCCCUCCUCACACUCACAGGAUAUCAUUACCUAAUCAACCUCAGACUGCUGGACACGUGGCUGGCAUCGACCGCGUGCAACCUUACAAGCGGGAGAGUUUUCAUAGUUCCCAUGAAAAGGGAGAAUCAAGCAGCACUGUUGCAUCCAAGGAAAAAAUGAUUGUUGAAGAAAAAGAGUCGGAGGCACAUGACAAGGGGAAACGAAUUAUUGUUGAUGAUGAUCGGCAACUAAAAGAGGCUGCUGAAAAGGGGGAAAACAUUACUUCUGAGGAAGAUAAAGAAGCACAAAACUAG